AUGUCGCAACCAACUCUCACCACAGACUACACCUCCCCAGCGAGUGAACCGUUCAAGGUUGCUCACACCCUUCCUGCAAUCUCAUCUCCAACCUCCACGGCCGACAAGUCGUCAUACCUAAAGGCUCUGCGCGCCUCUGUCGCCGACACUCAAGACACUAUCAAUAAAGAGCUCACAGCGCGAAUGGAGCAGGACAAGGCGAGAGAUGCCGCGGCCGAGGCCAAAGAGGAAGAGAACUAUGGCGAGGAGGUGCAGGAAGGGGAGGAAUGA
This is a messenger RNA of Fusarium musae, 270 nucleotides long. RefSeq lists its product as uncharacterized. The record is from RefSeq and is a predicted model, not a curated record. The coding region runs from base 1 to 270 and encodes 89 amino acids. The transcript has a single exon. Lineage: Eukaryota; Fungi; Ascomycota; Sordariomycetes; Hypocreales; Nectriaceae.